CACCGACGAACGGCAACUGCGACUCGGAUCUCCACUCGCUUUCUUGCUCGUCUUCCCUUGUUCUUUCUUUUUGGCUUCGUUCUUUUUUUGGGCUCUGUGUUGAACGGAGGAGGAUCUGCGCAGUACUUAUCUUUGGGUUGAAGCAGUCAGAUCUGCAUCUCCAAUCCCUGUUCCGCCAUCCUUGCUGAAUAACUCCGCGAUGGCUGCCUACGCCGCCGACGACGACGACGGGGACACUCGCCGCAUAUACCUCGUCUCCGCAGCGCUGUCGCCUGAAGAGUACCGCGUCUACCCGCGGUGGUUUGCCGAGCUUGUUCCGCAUGGCCAUCUCACGCUCACACUCGACGAUAUGCUUGUGUUUGCCGAUCGCUUCGGUGUCAGCGAGCAGGACAAGUGGAAGAUCUUUGAUGUCUUUGAAAGUCCGCUGACUACGCUCGAAAAGGGCGAGUUCUACGCUUUCGUACGGCUGAUAGGCCACGUCCUGACCGGCAAAGAACCGUCUCGUGCGCUUGCGUUCCAGCAAGGUAUGCCUCUCUUUUCCACUUUUUUGUCGUGAAUUUAUUUCUAUUGUGCUUCUGCUUCACAAUCUAUCUCGUUGAUUUAGUUCUAAUCAAUAAACUACAGCCCCGGUACCUAAACUUCUGG
Molecule: messenger RNA, 645 nt
Organism: Myxozyma melibiosi
Lineage: Eukaryota; Fungi; Ascomycota; Lipomycetes; Lipomycetales; Lipomycetaceae
Exons: 2
Coding region: 200-556 (118 amino acids)
Source: RefSeq, a predicted model, not a curated record